Molecule: messenger RNA, 1795 nt
Organism: Maylandia zebra (zebra mbuna)
Lineage: Eukaryota; Metazoa; Chordata; Actinopteri; Cichliformes; Cichlidae
Product: high affinity immunoglobulin gamma Fc receptor I
Biological process (GO): cell surface receptor signaling pathway; immune response
Cellular component (GO): external side of plasma membrane
Molecular function (GO): transmembrane signaling receptor activity
Source: RefSeq, a predicted model, not a curated record
CAGGAUGCAGUUAACACCAUUCUGCCUGAUGCUGACCUGUCUUCAGGUCAACCCUGACAGGUCUCAGUUCUUCAGGUAUGACAACAUCUCUUUGAGCUGUGGCGAACAGUUGAACAACACUGGUUGGAAAGUGAAGAGGAAAACGCUCGCAGGGGGGACCAGACCCUGCUCCUCUGGCUGGGGCUAUGCCUCCUCGGGUUCGACUUGCAUCAUCGGACAAACCUACCCACCAGACAGCGGUGUGUACUGGUGUGAGUCUGUCAGUGGGGAGCAGAGCAAUGUGGUCAACAUUACCAUUACUGAUCAGCCUCUGAUUUUGGAGAGUCCUGCCCUUCCUGUGUCCGAGGGAGCCACUGUAACACUGCAUUGUACACCUGAGACAAAGUCCUUCAACCAGUUUUUUGAUUUCUAUAAAGAUGGCCACUGCAUCAAAAGGAACUCCACAGGAGAAAUCACCAUUAAAAGGGUUUCUAAAUCUGAUGAAGGACUCUAUAAAUGCAGCAUUUCAGGAGGUGAAGAAUCACUAGGCAGCUGGCUGGCAGUUGAUGCUUCAUCUCAGGAGUUUCCUUCAUCUACAUCUGCAGCUGAACCGGCCGCUCCCUGCUCUUUUUCUGUCUUAAGACUAGUAUUUCACCUGUUGGUGGGAACGCCUUACCUGGUGUCCACUGUUCUACUGGGGCUUAUAUACCGAGACAGGAGGAGAGCAGCUCAGAAUGCUGCAAAGAGAAUGAGCACGGAUCAUGUCAUCAUGGAAAUGGUUGUUUAACCAAACAAGCUGAUGAACAUGUACCACGGGGUGUCCUGAACGUGGGUAUUCAUUUUUCACCAGCUUUCAGUUGACAUUUGCCAGCAUUUAUCUGUGCAGGGCCAACGGGGACCGUAGUGUCAUUCAAAAAAAAAGAGCUGAGGCCUGCGCAAGUGGUCUGUUUGUAACACUUCUACAAACUGAGUCUUCUAAUAACUAAUGUUAUUGUCUUGCUGUAUUCUGCCACAGUAUUUCAUGUUUUGCAUUGUUAUUGUGUGUGUGCAAGCCCAUCACCAUGUUGUUUACUUUGUUUAUCAGGAAAACAGUAGUUACUAUCUGAAUAUCAGGAUAAUGUUUUAAUACGACUUCAUGUUCACUAACACUCGAGUAUAAACCUUGGUUUUUAUCUCAAAGGGUUUUUCCUGUCCUGAUGCCACUGCGUGUGCCUGCUGCGCAAUCUUUCUUCAUAUCUUACCACUUAUAGCCCUUUCAACAGUAUCUCAGGUCGACCUGAUGUGGCUCUAAUCGACUUUAAUCAUUUUCCAUUAAAAGGACCACUUAAUGUGCGUGAGGUCAUCAUAGCAAUGUGGACAAAAGACCCAUGACAUCAUUUGUAUGUGACGCCAACACCACAACAGGUUGAGGCGAUGGUUCACCUGCUUCGAUGUAUGACACCCGGUCAUUGGGGGCUAUUGAUGAGUUAGGCUCAGAGAGAAAGGUUUGAAUUCAGUUAACAUCCACUCAUUUGAAUGGAAUUUUUAUCUGUUUGGAAAACCAAAAUUGAAUAACCAGAGUGCAAAACGAUGCAUACUUAAUUUACUUUUUUAGCAUCUAGCUAAAACAAACCAUGGGUUAAUAACCCUAGAUGGGUCACCAGAGACCUGUUGAAUGUUAGGAGUUUAAAAAACAGAAAGUGCAAGUGUGUGUUUAGAGGAGACAAAGAUGUGUCUUAGUUUUUAUUCCUGUAAGGAGAUUUUUUUAAUCAAAUUUUUGUUUUUGGUUUAUUUUAAAACAGUGGUAAGGUUUUGAAUUAAUAUUUGAUAUGUUAGG